AUGCCUGCAGAGUUACCAGACGCGUUCGCGGUGUUGUUCGAGUCAAAGAGGUUGGUGAACAAGCCUGAGGUAGACGCUCCACUGGCUGAGCUAGACGAAGCAGUGGCAGAGGAAGUGUUGUUGGCGUUCGUAUUAUUAGCUAUGCUUGGGCUGCCUUGGUUUACAGACAUGCUGAAAGCUGCAAUAGCAGCGUUGAUAGCAGAAAAAUCCUCUUCCUCUUCCUUGGGCUCAGGACGGGGGAUAGCAGGCUGCUCUGAGCGUGGAAUACCGAGUAUCUUCUCGCGGAAGCUGAUCAGGUCUUCGUUGGUAACUGAGGUCCUGUUCCUGCGAUGA
Messenger RNA from Trichophyton rubrum CBS 118892, 333 nucleotides. RefSeq lists its product as uncharacterized. The record is from RefSeq and is a predicted model, not a curated record. The coding region runs from base 1 to 333 and encodes 110 amino acids. The transcript has a single exon. NCBI's taxonomy places the organism in Eukaryota, Fungi, Ascomycota, Eurotiomycetes, Onygenales, Arthrodermataceae.